Messenger RNA from Aureobasidium pullulans EXF-150, 2578 nucleotides. RefSeq lists its product as uncharacterized. Lineage: Eukaryota; Fungi; Ascomycota; Dothideomycetes; Dothideales; Saccotheciaceae. Gene Ontology annotation, cellular component: nucleus. The coding region runs from base 146 to 2578 and encodes 810 amino acids. The record is from RefSeq and is a predicted model, not a curated record. The transcript is spliced from 2 exons.
CGCCAGGAACAGCAUAGGGUCUUUGUUGAAUAGUCAUCAUGCAUACAUAGUAAGAUGGCUGGCCGGUCGUGUUCCCUGCCCGGAGGUCACGCUUGUACUCGUCGUUUUAUUGUGGAAGAAGAGAUCAGAACGACACUCGGGUCAGAUGAGUCCUCCAAUCUUUGCUUCCCUGAGGAAGCAUCGCAUAACGAAUAAGAGCAAGAGAAACUCGGCGGAUACUCAAAGUACACGGACAAGCUCAAGACCAUCCUCUGUGGAAACUAGAAUCAGAAUCCCGACUCCGAAGUCGACGGACAUGGUGGAGAGCCCUGCUUCGUCGAGCACCGAACACGCUGGACACGAACCCCUAGUCGAAGACUUCCAUACUCGCUACGUACAGCCCAUGUCGCCUUCCCGACAAGCUCCCGCACCCUUGCCCAUACCUAUCCGAGUGUCAGCCCCCAACGGACAGCUGCCGAGCUCGCCUACCUUCUCAGAGUUCGAUACAGACGACAGUGACGACCUGGCCCCGCCAGACAUAUCCAGAAGUGCAACCGGUGGAAGCGCUGGACGUGCAAGAAUGAUCGAUGUUCCUAGAGUCAACCCUUUGCUAUCACCUGCACAGCCUACGAACGGCUCUGCUUACCGCAAUGCGCCCAAGCAGCAGCGCAAAUUCAGAGACUCUGGUUCAUAUGUUGGAACUUCGCAACCAAACACCCCAGACCGCGAUCGCAUAUCGGUAGACUCCGAGUACUUUCGGAACCCAAAGAGAUAUUCAGGAGGCUCCAUGGCACAUUCGAUAGCUCCCUCGAUCGCGCCAUCAAUAGCACCAACCGUACAGACCCUGCCUCCUCUACAAGCUCCAGGUCCUGUAGACGAGGUAGAUCGCAUGCAACCUCUACUGGAAGAUGAUCCUGCAAACUUCGAUCUCAUAGCUGCACCGCCGGAAGAAGUCAACGGAGCAUAUCAACUAGACCAACAUGCAGAACAACUUUUGUCGAGAGAGCACCUGCUAGCCAUGUUCGCCGACCGCAAGACCCUCCUGAAGUUUACUAGUUUCCUUAACAACCACCGCCCUCAGAGCAUUCCCACACUGGUCUUCUAUCUGGACGCUCUGAAGGCUUUGCGAGCUAUCAGGUACGCAAACGCCGUCUCGGCAGCGUUGCGUCCAGUCGAUGGCUUGGACUUCACUUCCACGCCGCCUGGAGCCACGCAGAACGACGAGCUGCAGAAGAAAGCGGAUCAGGCGUUUGACCAGCUGGUACGAGAGGAUCUACCGGCAUAUGUAACGUACACAUGGAUCUCAGUUGUCAGCACGAGUGUUCAGCGAAGGAUUACGGGAACACUAGCGCCACAUCUAAGAGAAGCCUCUGAAGGAUUGGCUGAAGUCUUCUGCUUGACUGACCCUUCGAGAAAGGACAACCCAAUCGUAUUUGCUUCGGAGGAGUUUGCUCGCACAACACAAUACGGUAUGGGCUAUUCUAUUGGUCGCAAUUGCCGUUUUCUGCAAGGACCGAGGACGAAUCCACAUUCGAUACGAAGAUUGGCAGAGGCUUGCAAAACAUCUAGAGAACAUAGCGAAGUCUUUGUCAACUACCGACGCGAUGGUAGCCCAUUCAUCAAUCUGCUCAUGAUAGCACCGCUAUUCGAUUCGAAAGGUACACUGCGAUACUUCAUCGGUGCGCAAGUUGAUGUUUCUGGCUUGUUGAAAGAGAUGACUGGCAUGCCGGCACUCGAAAAGAUGCUGGAACAUGAUAAAGACAAUAGGCAUGACGAGAACGGACAACGGCCUCAGAACGAAGAGUUCAAAAGUCUGAGUGAGAUGUUCAAUACCACCGAGCUCGAGACGGUGAGACAAUGUGGAGGGCGAAUGCAUCGUGAGCAGGUUGACGACGAGCGAGAGGAGGGUGUACAACCCAGACCACGUCUCCUCCUCACAGAUCCAUCAUCCGAGCUACUAGAUGACUCUCAAGUCUCCAACAAUCCGUCUGCCGGUCCGAAUGGAGUACGAAGACUGCCAGAGAACGGCAAACUUGAGGGAGUCUAUCAGCACUACCUCCUCAUCCGUCCGGCCCCUUCAUUACGCAUCCUCUUCACCUCGCCCUCGCUACGCGUUCCAGGAAUCCUGCAGAGUCCUUUCCUCCACCGCAUCGGAGGCUCACCUCGUGUGCGCACUGAACUCGCGCAAGCAUUCGCUGAAGGCCGCGGCGUAACAGCCAAGGUCCGAUGGUUGACACGUGUGGAAGAUGAUGGCGAAGAAGAAGACCGCAGUCGCUGGAUCCACUGUACACCGCUGCUUGGCCAUGGUGGUGCUGUAGGUGUAUGGAUGGUAGUCCUCGUCGAUGAAGAAGGCAGUCAAAGCAAAAGACGUUUCCGCCCUGCACCACCUGUCAGCCAAAUCAUCGGAGGCAAAGAGUACGACCCCAGAGCUAUGAAGGAGAAAGAAGAGAAAGAGAGGGCAAGACUUGAGAUGAUCGUGGAUGGAGAAUCACAAAGACCCGAAAGCAGUCUUAGUGGUAAACCACCAAUGUUGAGAGAGAACAGUGCGUUCAGUGGGAUUGGAAGUAUAGGAGCUGAUAUUUCGUAUCAGUUUAGAUGA